Messenger RNA from Pyricularia pennisetigena, 327 nucleotides. RefSeq lists its product as uncharacterized. The record is from RefSeq and is a predicted model, not a curated record. The transcript is spliced from 3 exons. Bases 1 to 327 code for a protein of 108 amino acids. NCBI's taxonomy places the organism in Eukaryota, Fungi, Ascomycota, Sordariomycetes, Magnaporthales, Pyriculariaceae.
AUGGCAGAUACGACAUCCAAGUGGAACGCCGCUACCAAUUGGCAUCUCAGGUGUCCUAGCGAGGAACUGAGGCUGAACAUUGCCAGUACCACUCCGACAAUAUACUCCAAUAUCUGCAUGUCUUGGCAACCCGGGCGCACUAGCGACACGGAAGGACGGCCCCGGAUGCCCCCCGGUAUCCCAGACGCCGCGUACGACGCCAACACCAACGGCAACGGUGGCCCGUACUUGCACCAGCACAACGAACAGCACCGGGACCCAGACGUGGCUCGCCAAGACAGGCUGCGCUGUCCAGUGUUACCAGACCGCCAGCUGCGUGGCAGAUAA